UCUCUCCUCCUACUCUUUAAUUUCCCUUGAAGAAUCCCUUCCCUUUCUCAGCCCCCUUCAUGACUGGUUGAAAUGGGCAUCCUCCCAAUCCAAAAAAUCCCCAAAAUACCCCUCGGAAACCCUGCAUUGCCCCAUGAGACCAAAACUCAGUCCCUCCUCUUUCUUCCAACAUGUCUCCAAAACCAGACCUUUCUCCUCCAUCGUUGCCCUUCCCUCCGCCCCGAAUUACGAAACUGCCAUCGCAAACGAAAUACAGACCAUCCUCACCACCUCCCCCGCCAUCGAAUCCUCCCUCGAGAUCCUCUCCUCCCUCAUCUCACCGUCCAUCGUCGCCUCCGUCAUCAAAGAGCUCCGGGACCCGUUUUCCGGCUUCCGGUUCUUCAUCUGGGCCAUGCGUCGGAAGCGGCUCCGCAGCUGGGAUUCGUACAAUUCGAUGAUCGGGAUCCUCCGCAGCGAGAACGGGUUCGAUGCGGCAUGGGAAUUGCUCGAUGAACUAAAGGCGAACGGGAUCCCGAUCAUAUCCCCAGCGUUCGCAGCUCUGAUUUCUGCUUACGCUGUCUCCGGCAUGGCUGAGAAGGCCGUGGAAUCGUUCGGCAGGAUGGCAGAGUACGCCUGCCGUCCGAACACGUUCACAUACAAUACAAUCCUGCACGUUCUGAUCGAAGAGGAGGUUUUCCAGGUUGCGAUGGCGGUUUAUAAUCUGAUGCUCAAGUCUGAUUGCCGUCCAAACCGGUCGACCUUCAACAUAUUAAUCAAUGGAUUGUGCAAGGCGGGGAAGACUCAGGACGCGCUCCACCUGUUUGUCGAAAUGUCUGAAAGAGGUAUCUCUCCGAAUACAAUGAUUUAUACUGUUGUUUUAUCGGGUCUUUGUCAAGCUAAGCAGACUGACGAUGCGUUUAGGCUGUUGUAUACGAUGGGAGAUAAUAAUUGUAGGCCUGAUUCGAUUACAUACAAUGCUUUGCUAAGUGGGUUUUGUAAACUGGGUCGGAUCAAUGAGGCUUUUGAGCUUUUGAGAUUGUUUAGGAAAGAGGGUUUCGUACUUGGAUUGAAUGGUUACAGUUGUUUGAUCGAUGGGUUGUUUAGGGUGGGCCGGUUUGAGGAGGCAUGCCAGUGUUAUAGGAACAUGUUAGAGGAGGAGAUUUCACCUGAUUGUGUUUUGUAUACGAUCAUGAUCAAGGGGUACUCUGAGGCGGGUAGGGUUGAAGAUGCAUUCGGAUUCCUGAGCGAGAUGACUGAGAAGGGGCUCAUUCCUGAUACAUUCUGUUACAAUACUUUGAUCAAGGGCCUUUGUGACGUUGGGCUUCUAGAUAAGGCCCGCUCACUUCGGAUGGAUAUUUCGAAGUAUGAUUUUUUCCCGGACUCCGCUACAUACACAAUCAUGAUAUGUGGUCUGUGCAAGGAAGGGCUGGUUGGCGAGGCCCAGCAGAUAUUUGAUGAAAUGGGGAAGGUUGGAUGCUUCCCCACUGUCAUGACAUUCAAUGCUCUUAUCAACGGUCUUUGUAAGGCUGGAGAGCUGGAGGAAGCUCAAAUUCUUUUCUACAAGAUGGAGAUGGGGAGGAACCUGUCACUGUUUCUCCGUCUUUCUCAAGGUGCUGAUAGGGUCCAUGAUAGUGGGAGUCUUCAAAUGCUUGUAGAGCGUUUGUGUCAGUCCGGUCUCAUACUUCGGUCAUAUAAGCUUCUCAAAGAUCUUGCUGAUAGCGGGGUUGUACCGGACAUCAUUACAUACAAUAUACUCAUUAAUGGGCUCUGCAAAGAGCGGAACAUCAACGGGGCGUUCAAGCUCUUCAAAGAGCUGCAGCUAAAGGGAUACUCACCUGAUGCUGUCACCUAUAGUACACUCAUAGAUGGGCUUCAGAAAGUUGACAGAGAAGAGGAUGCAUUUGGGGUCUUUGAGCUGAUGGUGAGGAAUGGAUGUACUCCGAGUUUGGCGGUCUACAAGACGCUUAUGACAGCAUUGUGUCGCAAGGGUAAAGUCUCACAGGCUUUUGCUCUUUGGUUGAAAUUUGUCUCACAGAAGAGUGGUCUUACCGAUCAAGGAGCCAUCAACAUGGUGCAGGAACAUUUUGAGAAAGGGUUUAUAGAAGAUGCAAUCAGAGGCUUGGUUGAGAUGGAUCUCAAGCUCAAUGAUGCUGAUUCAUCACCCUAUACAAUUUGGCUAAUUGGGUUUUGCCGGGCAGGAAAAGUAGAUGAAGCUUUAAAGAUCUUUUCAGUCCUCACAGAACAUAACAUCGAUGUUACUCCACCUAGCUGUGUAUUCCUUAUAAAUAGCCUCUGCCUAGAAGGAAAACUUGACUUGGCAAUAGAUGUUUUUCUUUAUACAUUGAAGAAACGUUUUGUGUUGAUGCCACCCGUAUGCAAUAGGCUAAUUAGGAGUCUUUGUUCACAAAAUAAGAAGGAAGAUGCAGCUGAGCUUGUGCAUAGAAUGAGUCUUGCAAGAUAUGAUUUGGGAGUCUAUCUUCAUCAAAGUACAAAAGCUCUUAUAUAUGGCUAUGAGAACAGAUGACAGAUGUGUUACCCAUGUACAGUAUUGUGACUGUGGCACAGGUGUUUCAUGGUUAGAUGUGUCAAAUACUGGUAGUGCAUCAACUGUUUUUUGAAUAACUGGGUGAUGACUGCAAAUUUGCGUCUACUUUCUUAUUAAACCGAGUGUCCACCACCACCAUCAUUGUAGCCUUGUCCUAACUAUUUGGGUUUGGCUGAACUUAUUGUCCAUCUAUGACUAUAUAUGAGGUCAUGUUUGGAAACCAUAGAUUCCAUGCCAUACAGUGGAAAAGGAAAAGGGUUCUCCUUUGAUGUAAUGAUUUAUGUUGUUUGGAUAGCAAAUAAAAGGGUGGAUUCCACCAAGCAAUCAUUACACUUGUCCA
This is a messenger RNA of Magnolia sinica, 2864 nucleotides long. RefSeq names its product pentatricopeptide repeat-containing protein At1g79540. Lineage: Eukaryota; Viridiplantae; Streptophyta; Magnoliopsida; Magnoliales; Magnoliaceae. The record is from RefSeq and is a predicted model, not a curated record. The transcript has a single exon. Gene Ontology annotation, molecular function: protein binding. The coding region runs from base 134 to 2503 and encodes 789 amino acids.